AUGGAUCUUACUUUACAUUCCAUUGCCUCUCGAUUGUUCCUUGCUUAUCAAGCUCAACCUCGACAACGAACAAUCCCUCCCAAAUCAGAUAUUACUACCGAAGCAAUGGAUCAAAGCUCAUCUCCCAAUGCGAUACUCCCAGUACUCAAAUCGAAUGGUCAAAAGGGGAACACUAGAAUGAUACCUGUUUCUUCACCUACAUUCCCUCCAUCGCCUCUGAUACUCGAAAUACCAGAAACUGACUCUCCGCCUAGACACACUCUCACUUGUGGACUCAGUUCUACCCUUCACGGCAAGACCGAUAAAGAGAAAUUACGAGAUCGUCCAAUUACCCCAAUGGAUUUCUUUGGUAUUUCCACAGAUGGACAUUCUGCUGAACGUGAUCGCAACAUCAACACUACGAUCACUCAGAAAACCGCCAGAACAUCACUCGAUCAAAGACCUGUACUAGAUUCGUCUGUCAAAGGUAUACCACAAGGAUGGGAAGAUGAUCCUUCCAUAUCAACCUCUCAAGCGCUUGAUACUAAACAACAUCAUCAGUCUUCGGAUGGGACUAGGACCGCAAUAAUGCCUCGUUCAUCAUCAGGAGUUUCGUCAAGUAAUCUCACUCCCAUGCAUAAGCUUGGACCACUCAAAGAGACCAGAAGCAAGUUGCAAUCGUUUAGUGGUACAUUAAGAUCUGGUUUAAAAGAUAGAGGAAAUGAGAAAGAUAAGGAGGAGAACCAAAAGAAACCUGGUGGAUUGAAACUCCAAAAAGAAAACGUCAGGUACAAUCCAAGGUCUUCAUCAAUCAUCAAUCAUCCAUUGGAUCUUUCUCUUACUCCAAACAAUUUACCCACAUCACCCAGACUUACGAUUGACCAUCAGAUCACUCAGUCAAAGUACAGCGAUGCUCCCACCAAUACUGAAAACUCCCGUUCGACAGUAAUGUCAAUCCCACUUAUACCUCCAUCCGCUUCAACAGAAUCAACCGAGACGUCAACGGCAGAAUUUGCGCAUCUGUUCACACCCACAUCCCAAUUCGGACAUGAUUAUCCAGCAUCAGUCACAUCAUCUCAUUCCGCUCAGUCUGGGAUGAAGACUUUCAAGCAACUCAGUAUAGAAGAAGUAUUGCCUUUUGCUGCUGGACAUCCUUUCGCAGCUUGGUCAGCACCCGUUGCGGAAGAAGAGCAGGUUACAGGAGAAACCAAGAAUUUAGAUCUAGGAAGGAGGGCAAGUAUAUCCUUGAGUAGGCUGGAUAUGCUAUCACCUAAUGACACAUCUGAAACUCCGAGUACCGUUUCGCUUGAAGGUUGGAGAGAAACGCCUAGACCUCGAUCGGGAUUGCCGGGCAAGAGAAUUUGGGUGGAUGCGAAAGGUGAUGGAGUGGGAGGUAUUUAUAGCGUAGGCUGGGAGAGGGAGGUGAUGGAUCUAGAAGCGAGGUUACAUGAAACGAUGUACGAUAUUGCUGGUGAAAGGCAUUCGUUCACCGAAUUCGACGAACCUCCUAAGGCUAUUUUAGAUCUCGGUACUGGGGCCGGCUUUUGGCCGAUCUCCAUGGCUCUCCAAUAUCCAACUACCACAUUUGUCGGUCUCGAUUUGGCUCCUUGUCAGAUUGACCUAUCUCUUCUAGCUGACGCAGAAAGAAGAGCUAGAUCCACACGGGGAGGUGAGAUGGCUGAGAAAAUGGGAAUAUGGGAGAGUGUAGACAAGCGAAUUACAUGGCAAAAGGGUGAUUUCCUACACGAGCUUCCUUUUGAUACAGGAGUCUUCGAUCUCGUUCAUAUCAGAUUUGUUAAUCUCGGAAUACCAGAAACCAAAUGGUAUGAUAUAUUUGAAGAAGCUACACGAGUACUGAAACGAGGAGGUAAAAUUGAGAUUGUUGAAAUGUCAUACACACUUCCUUCUAUGUCACCUGCCUCAUUGAGAAACUCAUUCGCAUCGACACUAUUGGCAAAUAUGAUCCAGCCACUUCCAUCAUUAGCUAUACAAUUCAACUUGCCUUCAGUCGAAUCGCUGAAACCUGAAGGAUUCAAGCCUAUUUUCGAGCAGAAAUGGGUCAAGGACGUUCCUGGAGCAUUGGAAGAUGCGGUUUUGACUUGGGUCAAGUCAGCUAUGGAGUACAGAGGCACUGGAUUAGCGAGGAAGAACAAAGAAACAGAAGGUAUCAUUGCUAGAAUUAAAGAACAAUUGGGUGCGAACGGUGGAGGUAAAUGGAAUUUCGCAGGAACAGAUAUGGGUAUUGAUAGUAAAAGGACAAUCUUGUCUGGUGAGGAUGGGAUAGAAGAGAAGAGAGAGGUAAUCGUUUCGGUCUGGGUGGUUACCAAGAAAUGA
Molecule: messenger RNA, 2313 nt
Organism: Kwoniella shivajii
Lineage: Eukaryota; Fungi; Basidiomycota; Tremellomycetes; Tremellales; Cryptococcaceae
Exons: 5
Coding region: 1-2313 (770 amino acids)
Molecular function (GO): methyltransferase activity
Source: RefSeq, a predicted model, not a curated record